UUUAUAUAUGGCAGCCUGAGAUGUAAAUUUUUCAGCUUCGACAGUACACAUUUUAUUAUUUUAUAAUCAAACGAAAAAUAAUAGAGUUGUGGUUUUUUAAUCAGUUUGUUAGAACGAAUUUACGGAUAUAUUGAAAUAAAAUUUUAAAGAAUUAGUUUUGUUUUUCGAAAGUUAUGGAGAUUACAAGAGGAGUGUUACAUGUAUUUUACAGGAUUUUUUCUGAAAAAUUCAUUUUUUAUCCAAAUUGUGGGUUGGACCAGCUGUUCAUUGUUUAGAAAAAUGACCAUUGAUGUUUUCUUUUAUUGGGGUAUAAAGGCCGAUCUACUUUAACCACUAUAUUAUUAUUUAUUUAAAUAAAACUCUGACGGACUUCAGUUUAUUUAUUUUUAGGCGAGAGUAGAGCAUACCUACGCUCGCGCUUAAGGCAUGCAAUAUAGAACUAAACAGUAAGAGUAUGGAAAUAUGCGUCAGACUCAUGGAUUGGAUCGAAAACCUGAAUGCAAUUAUUUUCACUAGAUUGACUGUACGUACAUAUAUAAAUAUAGCCUGUAGGUAUAAAUAAAUGAUCCUAAAAUUAACGGACAAAAAAUUUUCGAAUUUUUUUUUCAACAAUUUAAUUAAAAAAAAAUAAAUAAAUAAAAAUAUGCACAUGUAGAAAAUUAAAAAAACUACAAGUGCAAUUUUUGAUAAUUUAUCGUUUUUAAAAAAAUUAUUAAACGUCAGCUGACCUCAGUAUCACAUAAAUAAAAUGAAAUAUGUUAGUUUAACAAACGUUAAAAAAAUAGAUAGUUGUCAACAAUUGAAAUAUUUUUACAAUAAUAAGCGAAAACUUUCAUUGCAGCAAGUGUCUAACCUUAAAGAUGAAGUUAAAAAAAAAGAUAUUAUCGGACCUCCAGAUGAAGUUUCAAAUUUACGAACGAUUAUUUUUGCUAAAUCGCUAAAUGAAACUAAAUUAGAAAAAAAGUAUCGUGAAGCACGAGAAACAACACAAAAUUGGAAUAAAAAAUUUUGGUUUGACCAUAAUUCGAAAUUCAUAACAGAACGAAAACAAUUUCAAAAAGAAUUAGAAGCUAGUGGAAAUAAAUCAAUAACUGCAGAUGAAAUGUCUGUUUUUUACAAAACUUUUUUAGAUAAAAAUUGGAAAACUCAUUUUAAUUACAAUAUUUCAUGGUAUAAGCAAAAUAUACGGAUACUUUUUCUUGAAUUAAGAGUUAGAUUAUCAAAAUUCAAAUUCAAAUGAAUAUGAUGUAAUUAAUAUUAUACUAUAAUUAUAAUUAGUGUUACAAUUAAUGUGAUGAUUAGGGACAAGAUUUUUGCCUUAAUUUUGAAAUUACGGUUUCCCUAUUAAUCCUUGGGAAAAAUUAUGGGAGAUAUUUUUUUUAGAAAAUUUAAUUUUGAACAACUUUUACUUGAAAAAUUUUUCUAUCCGACUAAUAUUUUUGCCGUAGUAUCAAAAAAUUGGCAUCAUUAAUUAUUAAUUGUCAUUUUUUAAUUAAGGAAAAAAUCCUGGCCUUGGUGAUGAUUAUAUAAAUGUAUAAUAUGAUGAUAUACCUAUAUUGUAUUAUAAAAAUGUACAUAAAAACUUCCCAUCAAAUUAUAAAAAAAUUUUUAAAUUUUAUUGAAGUUGUUUUGAUAACAAAAUAAUGUAUCAAAAUAAUGAAUUGUAAAUUUAAUCGAAUGUAAUAAUAAUGAUAAUAAUUUAAAUAGAUUCGAAACUGUAAACUUGAAUAUAUCAAUAAAUAAAUUAUUGAUAACUUCAUAGUUUAUUAAAUUUUUUAUUAUACGAUGAAAUAAUUAUAAUGAAUAUUAAUUUACAAAUGAAAUGGAUCAUAGAAUAUGUAAAAAUAAAAUUUUGCCAUCAAAUAAUAUAAUAGAAACAUUAAUGAAAGUGUCACAGCUAAAUUCUUCAUCUUCCUCAUCAUCUAGCCGGUCAAAUUAUUCUUCAUGUCUAAAUAACCAAAACAUUAGUUAUCAAAAGUUACAUGAUCUAUCUCAUAAGUUGUCAACAGAAACUAAAUAUUCAAUUAAAAAUUUUAAAAAGUUAACAAAGAAUUAUAAUAUAAUAAAAGAUUUUGAAAAUGCUGUAAGAAGAAAAUUACAUGAGAAAUUAGUUAAAUUAGAAUGGAAUAAUUAUGUUCAAUGGAAAAUACUAUUGACUUUUAGUUUAGGACUAUGGAUACUUCUUUGUAUAACAGAUAAAAUUUUUUUACGAACAUCAGCACCAUCAUCAUCAAAGGAAGAAAAAAUUCCAAAAAUACCAAAUAAUAUUCCUGAAACAAUAAAUUUAAAUUUAUCUAAUGAAAAUAAAUUUUUAAAAUGGGUUUAUACAUUUUAUCCAUGUAUUUAUCGUACAACUACCGUUUCAAAUUCAACAGAA
Microplitis mediator is the source of this 2377-nucleotide messenger RNA. It is a transcript of the gene Coa8, whose product is annotated as COA8 family protein CG14806, mitochondrial. The transcript has 3 exons. Gene Ontology annotation, biological process: intrinsic apoptotic signaling pathway. Gene Ontology annotation, cellular component: mitochondrion. Bases 749 to 1240 code for a protein of 163 amino acids. The record is from RefSeq and is a predicted model, not a curated record. NCBI's taxonomy places the organism in Eukaryota, Metazoa, Arthropoda, Insecta, Hymenoptera, Braconidae.